This is a messenger RNA of Diospyros lotus (date-plum), 1837 nucleotides long. RefSeq names its product protein PSK SIMULATOR 1. Lineage: Eukaryota; Viridiplantae; Streptophyta; Magnoliopsida; Ericales; Ebenaceae. Bases 163 to 1533 code for a protein of 456 amino acids. The record is from RefSeq and is a predicted model, not a curated record. Gene Ontology annotation, biological process: positive regulation of growth. The transcript is spliced from 2 exons.
AUGCUUUCAACAUCCCACGAGCCCAAGCACUUCUUCUCCUAUCCUCAUCUCUCUCCUCCUCUCUCUGCAACUCCCACUCCUCGACCCAACCCACUUCGCCUUCUUCUUCUUCUUCUUCUUCUUCUUCUUCUUCAAUUCUUUCUCCCCAGAACAUAAUUAAUUAUGGCUCUCGAGACCUGGCUGAUCAAGGUCAAAUCAGCCAUAUCCAACGGCUUCGAUUCGAAGGUCGCCAAGAAAUCCAACAGCGGAGUCUUGGCCUUCGAGAUCGCCGGCCUCAUGUCGAAGCUGCUCCAUCUCUGGAAAUCUCUGUCGGAUAAGAACAUAAUUCGCCUCAGGAAUGAAGCCAUAUCAGUGGAAGGCGUCCGCAAGAUCGUAUCCAACGACGACACCUUCCUCCUCGGCCUCGCCUGCGCCGAAUUGGUCGAGAAUCUCCGCCUCGUCGCCAACUCUGUUUCCCGAAUCAGCAGCCGCUGCCACGACCACAAUCUCCGGUCGUUCGACCGGUUCUUCGCCGAGUUCGCCGACGCCGGCCGGGACCCCAACAACUGGGUCCUGAGCUUUAAGGAAAUGGAGGCCAAGAACAAGAAGAUGGAUCGGUUCGUCACUGCAACUGCGACUCUUCACAGAGAGAUGGACGAGCUCUCGAUAAUGGAGAACGGCUUAAGAAAAGCUUUACAGUGUAAAGAAAACGAAGUACCGAUCAAGCAGCAGAAGAUCAUCGAUCUGCAGCAGAAGAUUCUGUGGCAAAGACAAGAAAUUAAGUAUCUAAAAGGGCGAUCCUUAUGGAACCGAAGCUUUGAUACAACUGUUUCGUUGCUGGCAAGAUCCAUUUUUACUGUUCUAGCAAGGAUCAAGCUUGUUUUCGGGAUCGGAAAUCAUGGGAAGUUUCCAGCUUCGUUGCCCCGCAGCCUCUCGGCUUCAGCCGCCGUCUACCCAUCCGAUCCAAACCCGAAUUCCUGCGAUUUCGUAUCAGGGCCGUUGACGACGAACAAAGAUUCGGGCCACGGGUUCUUCGAGUCCAACUCGAAGAUGCUCAAGCCGCCGCCGAGCACGCUGGGGGCGGCGGCUCUGGCUCUCCACUACGCGAACUUGAUAAUCGUGAUGGAGAAGAUGAUGAGAUCGCCGCAGCUGGUCGGCUGCGAUGCGAGAGACGAUCUUUACUCGAUGCUGCCGCGUAGCAUACGAUCAUCUCUCCGGGGGAGGUUGAAAGGAGUAGGGUUUUCAGCAACCGAUCCGGCACUCGCCGGCGAGUGGAGAGAGGCUCUCGGGAAGAUUCUCCGGUGGCUGUCGCCUUUGGCUCAUAAUAUGAUAAAGUGGCAAAGUGAACGGAGCUUUGAGCAGCAGAAUUUGAUGCCAAAAACCAAUGUUCUUCUCCUUCAAACCUUAUUUUUUGCCAACAAAGAGAAGACUGAAGCCGCCAUUACUGAGUUGCUUGUUGGGUUGAAUUACAUUUGUCGGUUCGAGAGGGAGAUGAAUGCCAAGGCCUUGUUAGAAUGCACCUUCUUGAAUAUGACGGCGGCUUCGAGCAGCUAGCUAGCUAGGAAUUACGACUGUUUUUGUUUAAUAUUCUGCUUAAUUUUAACUCUUUUUUUUUUUUUUUUUUUUUGGAAUAUUUUCCAUUUUGAGAUCGACGUGGUUUUGAUCUUCUAGAUUGAACUCAUCGAUCGGCUUCAGAUCUGUGAGGGUUUGUUUUGCUUCUAAACCCGAAUCCACAUAAUGUAAUAUAUAGUCCUGUAAAUGAUAUGGUUGCCUUAUGAAUUGUUCAAAUUAAACAAUCCAUGCCCAUGAGCUGCUUCCAAUUACAAUAAAUAGUUAGUUACAUUAUGAUUUAUGAUCA